Molecule: messenger RNA, 690 nt
Organism: Pieris macdunnoughi
Lineage: Eukaryota; Metazoa; Arthropoda; Insecta; Lepidoptera; Pieridae
Source: the annotation of a GenBank genome assembly
AUGGCACUACCAAUAUUGCAUAUUUUUGCUGCUGUAUUAAAUUCUUAUAUAUUGUGGUAUGAUCAAGUGUAUGUGAAUGUUCCCUUUGAAAAGGGUAUGGACAGCUAUCCGUUUAGAAGUCGCGUUCUCUUCCUGACUCUUUGGAAUUUUGUACUUCAUGCUGUUUACUACUGGAUAGCUUUUGCUAACGACAUCUUUGGUACAAACGAUGCAUCACCGCGUCACCCGCCAUUAAUACGAAAAAUAAAAGACGUGAUAUUCACGUUAGUCUUUCCUCUUGGUGUUUACGUAUCUGUUGCUUUCUGGGGUGUAUAUGCAGUUGACAAGGACCUUAUAUUCCCCGAACCCGUAGAAAAAGCUUACCCACCAUGGAUAAACCACCCCCUACACACACUUGUGUCCGUUUUUAUAACUAUCGAAAUGUUAACAUCAAAUAUUACAUACCCCAGACGAAAGCUCGGUUUAGCAAUAAUGAAUGUCUUUAUGUUCUCGUAUUUGGUGUUUUUGUUUGUAGUUUAUAGUCAAACGGGUAAGUGGGUGUACCCGGUGUUAACACACCUCAAUUGGCCUCUUAGAAUAAGCUUUUGUCUUGGUAGUGUUGCCAUAGGUCAUCUAUUUUAUUUCUUAGGAGAAAGUUUAAACAGACAUUUAAAUCCGUCUGCUAAAGUCAAAGGCAAGAAGUCACGAUAA